Molecule: messenger RNA, 1429 nt
Organism: Rhodamnia argentea
Lineage: Eukaryota; Viridiplantae; Streptophyta; Magnoliopsida; Myrtales; Myrtaceae
Exons: 2
Coding region: 369-1343 (324 amino acids)
Cellular component (GO): chloroplast
Source: RefSeq, a predicted model, not a curated record
CAGAAGCCUCCAUAUCCCCCCGUUGACUGACCGGGACCUGAAUUCUCUCGAUAUCUCCUCCCUGUCUGUUGGUCGCAUUUGCGCACACAAUGCAGGGCAUCGGCCCUCUGCUUUCUCCGUCUCCCCCAACCAAUAAAAAUUGCUCGAGUUCGAUAAGCACCAACCACUCCCACUUGUGAAGGUCUCUCUGUUAAUCACGAGGGGCAUUACAUUAUUCGAUCGAAUCUCUGGUUACCCUGAAUUCCUAUCUGGGUUUCACUUCACUUCGCUGCUCGUUUGGUAAAAGGGUUUGUCGUCACCACUCCAUGGAGAUCGAGAGUGUCCUUUCUUGAAUUGCCACUCCUUUUCCCGCCUUCUUGAUCCGGUCAAUGGCCGCCUCUGUGUCAGCGUUUUCAUUCUCUGUCGACAAGACUCGUCUCGCCGGACUCUCACCUGCCUAUGGGAGUGUCCACCCCUGUUAUUCCCGUAAAAGGUUCUCCUCCUCAUUCGGGUCAAAGGCGAACUUGUCCUUGGCGUUUGUAGGUCCCCGCCGCCCAUUGUGCCCUCUCUUUGCCUAUCCUCGUAAUUCCCCGUCGCCUGCGAGGAACGCACUUUUGGGUGAUGGGUUUGCUUCUGUGGCGGAAGACGAAGGCGAUUUGACGAUUCCCGAGGAGAGACCGGUCAAGUUUCUGCUCUGGGUCGUGUUCUGGGCUUCUGUGUCUGUGGCUUGGUUCGCAGCUUCCAAUGACGCGCGGGCCGCGGUUGAUUCAAUCAAAGCCUCGGGCUUUGGCUUGAAGGUCGCGAGCAAACUGCGGAGCUCGGGAUGGCCAGACGAAGCUGUGGUUUUCGCGCUCGCCACGCUUCCGGUGAUUGAGCUCCGAGGGGCCAUUCCUGUUGGUUACUGGAUGCAACUCAAGCCUUCACUCCUCACUGUCUUAUCUAUUAUCGGGAAUAUGGUGCCCGUACCAUUCAUCAUACUCUACUUGAAGAAGUUCUCUACUUUUCUUGCUGCAAGGAACCGAUCGGCGUCCCGGUUAGUUGAGAUGCUGUUUGAGAGGGCGAAGGAGAAGGCUGGCCCUGUAGAAGAGUUUCAGUGGCUUGGCCUCAUGUUGUUUGUGGCUGUGCCUUUUCCUGGAACAGGGGCUUGGACUGGAGCUAUCAUAGCUUCGGUUCUGGAUAUGCCCUUUUGGCCUGCAAUGACUGCCAAUUUUUGCGGUGUUGUCCUUGCAGGGCUUCUGGUGAAUUUGCUUGUGAACCUUGGUCUCAAAUAUGCCAUUGUGACUGGUAUAAUCCUCUUUUUUAUUUCCACAUUCAUGUGGAGCAUCCUUCGAAGUCUUAGGAAAUCUUUGGGCUCAUCAAACUGAUGAAUAGAAACUACUCAAGAUUUGAUGUUAAGUUAAUGGCAUUGAAUUCUAUACUCAGUUCAUAAGUGGCUGUCUCCCCUUCACUA